Daldinia decipiens is the source of this 1932-nucleotide messenger RNA. RefSeq names its product cytochrome P450. The record is from RefSeq and is a predicted model, not a curated record. Bases 31 to 1683 code for a protein of 550 amino acids. NCBI's taxonomy places the organism in Eukaryota, Fungi, Ascomycota, Sordariomycetes, Xylariales, Hypoxylaceae. The transcript is spliced from 3 exons. Gene Ontology annotation, molecular function: heme binding; oxidoreductase activity, acting on paired donors, with incorporation or reduction of molecular oxygen; iron ion binding.
GUAGUACGUGAUAAGAGAAAUGAGAAGUGCAUGCUAAGUAAUAUAAAGGGCGAACAGUCUCCCGUAGCUAUCUAUCUCUGGAGAUUACUUCGUCAUACGAACUAUAGAAUACAACGAGCCAAAAUGGGGAUCCAAACCGACUUUCCCGUACUUGAUAGCUUCUUUUCGCUGCCCUUUCCUUUUAAAAUUGCUUCGUUACUUGUCGUUGGUAUUGCGUUCCGCCUUCUAUGGAAUAGAUUCAGGAAAGAAUUGCGUGAUAUCCCAGGACCAAAGGUUGCCGCGUAUACAGGACUUUGGCGCUGGCUUGAUGUGCGGGCCGGCCAAGCUCACAAGAACGCUAUUAAACUGCACAAGAGAUACGGCUCACUCGUUCGAAUCGGCCCAAACCAUGUCUCAGUCUCCGACCCGCGUGAGAUUAACCAUAUCUACGGCAUGAAAUCCAAGUACACCAAGACUGAAUUCUACCAUCCCAUCCAAUCUAUUAUCUGGAAAGGCAAAGCAGAGCCACACUUGUUCACUAUGCGAGACCUAACUGUCCACCGAGAGUCGAAGAAGAUCCUCGCCAACGCUUACAGCCCGACAUCGGUCCUAGCAUACGAACCCGCUGUGGACGAGUGCAUAACCCUAUUAUUAUAUCAGAUUGAAAAGCUCGCAGAAGAGAAGAAACCGAUAGACCUCGGCGAAUGGAUGUCGUACUACACCUUCGAUGUCAUUGGACAAUUGUCGUUCUCGAAGAUGUUUGGAUUCCUCGAGAAGGGUUGCGAUGUGGAUAAGAUAAUAGAGACGAUUGAUAUUGUUCUAACAUAUGCUAGCCAAUGCGGUCAACUCCCUGAACUCCAUAAGUUUCUUUUAGGGAACCCGUUUCUUCCCGGAGGAGCAAUGAACCAAAUCGUCGACUUUGCUUUGAAAGCUAUCAAUGGGGCGGCUAGUCGGCACACAUCAUUAAGAAAGGACGGAGUACUGGAUGCUUUGGACAUCGAGAGCAGAGGCGAUAUGUUAACCAAGUGGUACGCUCUGAACCAAAAUGGCUCUCAGUGGAUGACCACGAAGUAUCUUGUUGCACACUUGAGCGCAAAUGUGUACGGAGGGUCUGAUACUACAUCUAUCGCCUUGCGGUCUGUAUUGUACUACUUGGGCAAGAAUAGGGAUAAGAUGCGGAAACUGGUGGAGGAGAUUGACGGCGCGGCGGCUGCUGGCAACAUCAGCCAACCGGUCUCAUUCAAAGAGGCCAACACGCAUCUGCCAUAUCUAAAUGCGGUGAUCAAAGAGGGCAUGCGGAUCCACCCAUCUGCUGGCCUCAUGUACGAGCGCUACGUCCCAUCUGGCGGUGAUACCAUCUGCGGAAAACAUAUCCCCGGGGGAACUGUCGUUGGAAUCAACCCAUGGGUCACGCAGUAUGAUCCCGAGGUAUUCCCCGACCCCGAGAGCUUCGUCCCAGAGCGGUGGCUCGACUCAACCGAGGAGCAGCUGAAGCGAAUGGAGCAGUCCUUCUUUAACUUCAGCGCAGGCUCUCGCACGUGUCUUGGAAGACAUAUUGCUAUGAUAGAGAUAUCGAAGAUGAUACCGGAGCUGCUGCGUAGGUUCGAGUUGACCCUGACGUAUCCUGACCGCGAGUGGGAGACUAGGAAUGUGUGGCUUGUGAAACAAAAGGGGGUGAUUUGUAACAUAACGAAGAGAUCGUGAAUCGGAUAUAUAGGUAGCUGUUGGGUCUUUUGUUUAACCAUAUAUGUAUCUUAUGUAAAUGACCAACCCCUGCAGCAUACUGCUAACGGACGGACUUAUCGACGAGGUCCUCUUUUUGUAAUAACUAUAUGGCCAAUCGGAUCCCGCGCUGUUGUUUUCUAGGACCGGAGCUGGGAGGUUUGAUACUAGGUACUAAAUGUGUUCUUGACAUUAGAUAUCUCAUCUAGAACCCUAACAUCAUAAACACUA